AUGGGGGAGCAGCCAAUUUUUUCAUGCAAAGCUCAUGUUUUUCACAUUGAUCCUAAAACCAAAAGAUCUUGGAUACCUGCUUCAAAUACAGCAGUCAGUGUUUCUUUUUUUUAUGAUUCUACUAGAAGUCUUUACAGAAUAAUAAGUGUAGAAGGUGCCAAGGCUGUUAUCAAUAGCACAAUUACUCCAAAUAUGACUUUCACUAAAACAUCUCAAAAAUUUGGACAAUGGUCUGAUGUUAGAGCCAAUACAGUUUAUGGGCUCGGUUUUUCAUCUGAAUCAGAAUUGAACAAGUUUAUAGAGAAGUUUAAAGAAGUAAAAGAAGCCACAAAAUUAGAAGCUUCCAUAAAAGCAACUACAAAUGGUACUAAUUUUGCUGCGACACCUGUUACAAGUGCAAAUGCCAGUCCGAUUACUGGUCGAGCAAUAAGUGGAAACAGAGUCCCCCCUGAAACAAGUGUCACUGAUGAUAAUUCUAUUAUUGAUCCACCAAAUACUACUUUAACCAAUCCUACAGCUUCUGCCAAAAAUGAUCAGAGUCUCUCUGAUGAAGAUAAAAACAAUCAUGGCAGAAGUCAAUCCCUCUCCGGACUGCAGCCUGGGGAGAGUCCUAAACAUCAAGCUAAGACUGAAAAACCAUCUCAAAUCAAUAUAGCUCCAGCUGCGGGAGAAAGCCAGUUAAAAUAUGAAAAUGAUCGGUUAAAAUUUGCACUUGCUCAAAGUUCAGCAAAUGCCAAAAAGUGGGAAGUAGAAUUAGCAACAUUAAAAAGUAAUAAUGCUAGGCUAACUAGUGCUCUUCAAGAAAGUACUGCCAACGUAGAAGAAUGGAAAAGACAAUUGCAUGCUUACAAAGAAGAAAAUUUACGUUUAAAGACUUGCUAUUUAGGAUUAGAAGCCGCUAAGGAGGCCGCCAUUGAAUUAAGAAAAGAAUUAACGUCUCUGAGACAGAGAGUUGAACAAUUGGAAUUAGAGCUAAAAGCCAAAGACGAAGAAAUCAAAAGGUUGUCAGGAAAAGGAGAUGAAAAUUCAGAACUUCAAUCCGCGGUAACUUUGGCUCAAGCCCAAUUAGAAACAGCUUUAGCCGCUCAAGAAUCUCAAAGAAGAGUUUUGGAUACUUUGAACGCUCAGUUAGCAGCAAGGGUAGCAGAACUUGCCGGAAUACACAGAGAAGUAGCCACGGCUUUGCAAACAUGA
Pediculus humanus corporis (human body louse) is the source of this 1194-nucleotide messenger RNA. RefSeq names its product homer, putative. Gene Ontology annotation, molecular function: G protein-coupled glutamate receptor binding. Gene Ontology annotation, cellular component: dendrite; cytoplasm; plasma membrane. Gene Ontology annotation, biological process: regulation of store-operated calcium entry; G protein-coupled glutamate receptor signaling pathway. The coding region runs from base 1 to 1194 and encodes 397 amino acids. Lineage: Eukaryota; Metazoa; Arthropoda; Insecta; Psocodea; Pediculidae. The transcript is spliced from 7 exons. The record is from RefSeq and is a predicted model, not a curated record.